Messenger RNA from Rhinichthys klamathensis goyatoka, 882 nucleotides. RefSeq lists its product as uncharacterized. The coding region runs from base 1 to 756 and encodes 251 amino acids. The record is from RefSeq and is a predicted model, not a curated record. The transcript is spliced from 4 exons. Gene Ontology annotation, biological process: immunoglobulin production; immune response. Lineage: Eukaryota; Metazoa; Chordata; Actinopteri; Cypriniformes; Leuciscidae.
AUGUGUUCCUCUGCAGACCAAGAGCUCUCUGCCUUCCCAGCGUGCUUUGCUGAGGCUCAGGACGCUGCUGCGACUGUAGAGACCGCCCCGCUCGCUCUCUGCGCUGGUCUGAACCCCCUCGGGUGUAGAGCUCAGAUCACAGCAACUCAGACUCCUUCAGAGAAAACUGCUAAACCAGGAGAAACUGUAGAGAUGAGCUGUAAACUCAGUAGUGAUGAUACAGCCUGCAGCCCAGCCUGUGUGUCCUGGUACUCACAGAAACCUGGAGAAGCUCCUAAACUCCUGAUUUAUUACGCAGACACCCUCGAGUCAGGAACUCCAUCUAGAUUCAGUGGCAGUGGAUCUAACAAAUCUGAACCAACAGCAACCAUGAGCUUCAUCUUCAUCAUCUUCAUCUGGAUGUUCUCCAGCUGUUUCACAGAAUCAGUUGGUGAAGUGACAGUCACUCAGACGCCUGCAGUGAAAUCUGUUCAUCUCAGAGACACAGUUACUAUAUCCUGUAAAACCAGUCCUGAAGUUUACCAGGGUUGGGGUGUUCAGCCUCUAUCCUGGUACUUACAGAAACCUGGAGAAGCUCCUAAACUCCUGAUUUAUGCAGCAGACAGCCUCGAGUCAGGAACUCCAUCUAGAUUCAGUGGCAGUGGAUCUAACAGUGAUUUCACUCUGACCAUCAGUGGAGUCCAGACUGAAGAUGCUGGACAUUAUUACUGUCAGAGUUUCCACGUCAUCAACAAUAAACAUGUGUUCACACAGUGAUAAAGAGUCGUACAAAAACCUCGGUCAGUCAGAGUCACAGUGACUGAACUGAAACUGCAGCUGCUCAAAGGAGGAUCUGAAAUAACAUCGUCACACUUGCAUCUGAAAUAAAACCAUAUAAAUUAA